Messenger RNA from Cucumis melo (muskmelon), 858 nucleotides. RefSeq names its product transcription factor MYB36-like. The record is from RefSeq and is a predicted model, not a curated record. NCBI's taxonomy places the organism in Eukaryota, Viridiplantae, Streptophyta, Magnoliopsida, Cucurbitales, Cucurbitaceae. The coding region runs from base 1 to 858 and encodes 285 amino acids. The transcript has 5 exons.
AUGGGAAGAUCUCCUUGUUGUGAUAAGAGUAAUGUGAAGAAGGGUCCUUGGUCUCCUGAAGAAGAUGCUAAGCUCAAGGAUUUUAUUGACAAAAAUGGCACUGGAGGAAAUUGGAUCUCUCUCCCCCAAAAAGCUGGUUUGAAGAGAUGUGGGAAGAGUUGCAGGUUGAGAUGGCUUAACUAUCUGAGGCCUAACAUUAAACAUGGAGGAUUCACUGAUGAGGAAGAUAGAAUAAUUUGUACUCUAUUUUCCACCAUCGGAAGCAGGUGGUCAAUAAUUGCAACCCAAUUACCAGGAAGAACGGACAACGACAUAAAGAAUCACUGGAAUAGCAAGCUAAAGAGGAAGCUUAUAGAAAUGGAGAAGAAAGCCCAAAUAACCACAACCAUACCAUCUUCUCAGAAUCAUCAUCAUCAUCAUCAAACUUUCUCAUCAUUUUCAUCUCAACCACUCUCAUCCCUAAUCAACAAACAUGAUGACUACUUCAAUGAUAUUAAUUAUUCCAAUUAUAACCUUUCCUCCCCUCCUUCAACAACAACAAUCAAAAGCUUUGAAUCUCUCAUUUCAUCAAUCCCAUCAAAUUGGAUAUCUGGAUUGAAACCAAUUCAGGCCUUUACUGAUAGAGUACCAAGGGGAGCGACUGCUGCGGAAUUUGCUAGUGCAAGGAAUAUCUCCCUGGAGAGCAAAGUUGGUAUCUUUCAUGCGGAUGAUGCCCAACCCCCCUUUCUCUUUUGGAGAGGUAACCACCGGCCAUCUAACCAAGUGCAGUUUUUAGGAAUCUGUGGGGUUGUUCCAGAAGAAGUUUCUCCAGGCUUUUUCAAUGCUUUUGUAAAAAGAUGCAGGGGCUUUGAAGACUGA